AUGGAGAAGAAAAGGGAUUUAACAUCGCUUUAUUGCGCCUGGAUCGUCAUUAAUUUCGCUCUCUCUGAUGACUGGACUCAUCUCCACACUGAGGACGAUCUCUUCAGGAGUUUGUUCGGAGGUUAUAGUAAGUGGACGCGUCCGGCGAGGAACGUCACCGAUGUGGUCAUCGUGAAGUUCGGCCUCUCCAUCGCUCAGCUCAUAGACGUGGAUGAAAAAAAUCAGAUGAUGACGACAAACGUUUGGCUGAAACAGGAGUGGACGGACUACAAGCUGCAGUGGACUCCCUCAGACUUCGACAACGUGACGUCCAUCAGAGUCCCCUCUGAGCUCAUCUGGGUGCCUGAUAUCGUCCUCUACAACAAUGCAGACGGGGAGUUCGCCGUCACCCACAUGACCAAAGCCCACCUGUUCCACACUGGUCGAGUCCGCUGGGUCCCCCCGGCCAUCUACAAAUCCUCAUGCUCCAUCGACGUCACCUUCUUCCCGUUUGAUCAGCAGAGCUGCAAGAUGAAGUUUGGAUCAUGGACUUACGACCGCGCCAAGAUCGACCUGGAGCCGAUAGAAGACACGGUGGACCUGAAGGAUUACUGGGAGAGCGGAGAGUGGGCAAUCGUCAACGCCGUAGGAACCUACAACACCAAAAAAUAUGACUGCUGCCACGAGAUCUACCCGGACAUCACCUACUACUUCGUCAUCCGCCGCCUCCCGCUCUUCUACACCAUCAACCUCAUCAUCCCGUGCCUCCUCAUCUCCUGCCUCACCGUCCUCGUCUUCUACCUGCCGUCAGACUGCGGCGAGAAGAUCACGCUGUGCAUCUCCGUGCUGCUGUCGCUCACUGUCUUCCUGCUGCUCAUCACGGAGAUCAUCCCGUCCACAUCGCUGGUCAUCCCGCUCAUUGGCGAGUACCUGCUCUUCACCAUGAUCUUCGUCACGCUGUCCAUCGUCAUCACCGUGUUUGUGCUCAACGUGCACCACCGCUCGUCAGCCACUCACAGGAUGCCGCGGUGGGUCCGGAAGCUUUUCCUGACUGCGGUGCCUCGGUGGUUGUGCAUGAAGCGUCCAGUUCACAGGCGGCGUCUCCUCGCGGAUAAACUCCCCCUUCGGACCUCAGGACGCUCCCGCUUCACCUCCACGUGGAUCACUCAGGAGUCAGACAUCGAUCUUCAUGGUUACGAGAAUGAAAACUUCUGCCACAGCAGCCACCGGUUGGACAUCCUAGACACAGGAGAUAAAAUCAAAUACUGUGAUCUUCACAGCUACAAAAACACGGAUCAUUUCAGGUUGAAGAUAGCAAGUCGACAGAGGAUUUCUUCCCUCUCGCCUCCAUCCACUCGAUGUCUCAGUUACACCAUCCUCCCACAGAGACAGUCCACCUUCAGCUUGGACUGGGACAGCCCUCCUGUGGAGCAGGGGACAAUCCAGAGCACACCGGCCACUGUUCUGUCUCCUGCGGUGGUUUCAGCCUUAGAGGGGGUCACCUACAUCGCUGAGCAUCUUAGAGCUGAGGACGCAGACUUCUCAGUGAAAGAGGAUUGGAAGUACGUGGCAAUGGUGGUUGACCGGAUCUUCCUCUGGAUGUUUAUCAUCGUGUGUCUGCUCGGGACAAUCGGACUCUUUCUGCCCCCGUGGCUCUCUGGGAUGUUUUAG
Messenger RNA from Cheilinus undulatus (humphead wrasse), 1650 nucleotides. RefSeq names its product neuronal acetylcholine receptor subunit alpha-2-like. The record is from RefSeq and is a predicted model, not a curated record. Gene Ontology annotation, molecular function: acetylcholine-gated monoatomic cation-selective channel activity; transmembrane signaling receptor activity. The transcript is spliced from 8 exons. Bases 1 to 1650 code for a protein of 549 amino acids. NCBI's taxonomy places the organism in Eukaryota, Metazoa, Chordata, Actinopteri, Labriformes, Labridae. Gene Ontology annotation, cellular component: neuron projection; synapse; postsynaptic membrane. Gene Ontology annotation, biological process: nervous system process; monoatomic ion transmembrane transport; chemical synaptic transmission.